GCAAGAGAGAGAAAGACAAGAAGCAAGAGAAAGAGAGAAAGAUUGAGAAGACAAGUGUAGCAGAGAAGAGAAGAAAAGCAGAGAUGAGUUCCCGACAGCCCAAGUCGAUCCUGAAGGCGAGGUCCAAGACUCCACCGCCUCGCCGAACUACUAGAACUAGUGUUUCUACUACUAGUACCACGGGUAGUACCACCGCUAGUAGUAGUGCGAGAGCCCAGCGCCCUCCGAUUCGCCGUCGAGUCUCGUUUUCGUCUGCGUUUGAUAACGACGACGAUGACAGCAGCAGCGAGGACAGCAACGACGACAAGAGCAACGCUGCUUCUGUGAAUUCUGGAGGUUCCCUGAAGGGCAUCUUUAAGACCCCCCAGAAAAAAGAUCGGAACGACCAGAAUCGAUCGGACGCAAGCCUUACGUCGGGACCUUUUGGCAACGACAACAAUGGCACCAGCAAGGACAGCAACGACGACAAGAGCAACGUUGCUUCUGUGAAGAGUGGACGUUCCCUACAGGGCUUUUUUGCCACCCACCAGAAAAAAAGUCGGAAACAAGACAAUACAUCGGACCGAAGCCUCACGUCGGGACCUUUUGGCAACGACGACAGCAGCGACGACGACAGCGAUGUGAACAGUCGAGGUUCCUUACAGUUUGACCUGUUUGCGACGACAACCCCCAAGAAGAAAAAUCGUAACGACCAGAAUCAAUCCGAUCAAAGUCUGACAUCGGGACCCUAUGGUUUUGACGACAAUGGCAGCAGCAAGGACAGCGACGACGACGAUGACGAAGAAUUUGGAAUGGCAGUGGAAAUCUCGUUGGAUCAAUCCAAACAAGAGAAUGAGGAGGAAAUUUCCACAGAGCAGCCACCUGCUGUGGAUCGCCGUAGCCAAUUCCACAAUUUUUUCCUUACCAAGGAUAAAGCCAAGAGAAUUACCCAAAACAAGUUGGAACGCGAGAAACAAGAGGCAGCCCAGGAGGCGGCAAAAUCGACACAAAGCAAUAAUGAGGACGAUGAUGCGGACGAUAGUCCCCCCGUCGUGGAUCGUAGAACUCUCUACCGUGACAUGUUCAUGACCCCAAAGAAGAAAAAACGCAUGGAAGAAGCGCAACGAGAACAAGAUCUCAAUGCUCGACGUACUACCCUAGCCAUUGACGAUGCUCCUGGAUUCGACAACAAAAAGGGUCGCACAGAUGAUGACAAUGAUGACGACAAUUAUUUCUUUGAUGAAAAUGUACCACAUGCCACUCCUCCUCCCAAGGAGAAAGACGAAGACGAUGACAGCGAGGGCAUGUACGAAGAUUAUUUUGAUGCCCACAGCGAUUCGGCCAGUUGCAGUUCUCUCGAUACGGCCGAAGAGAUGGAAAAAUCGCUGCGAGGAAACGUUAUUUACGUCAUAUACACGUACUUCAAGGACAGUUUCAUCGCGGCACUCUUGGAACCAGUCUUUCGAUGCAUUGUGAAACUCUGGAAACGACUCAUGAACAAUCAGGACGAUAAUAAUCCUUUGAACGAAUUGGAAGACAUUGAAGGAGCUAUGGAAGGAGCCGUACACAAUCCAAUGGCCCAGAGUCAUUAUGGUGGUUUUGGUGGUGGAACAACAACAACCACACAAGGUGCCGCUACCACCACCACCACGACAACAUCCACGGGAACCAGCGCCACCACCACCACCACUACGGCAGCAUCCACGGGGACCACCAGUGGAACCACCACCGGCACGGCGGGAUUUGGUGUUUUCGUACCUCCGCCACCGGGAGUCGCCGAAAUGGCAACGGCGGCUGCCAACACGGCUGCCAGUGCUUCCGCAAGUGGUGCCGCGGCUGCAGGAGGAACCACCGCGGCCGCCGCAACCACCACCUCCGUGGCCAGUACCGUCGCGAGUACCGUGGCCAGUGCGGGGGCAUCCCAGCUUGGCACGGCGGUUGGAGUCGCCGCAGUGGCGGCAGCUGCCGUGUCGUCGGGUGUCUCAUUCACGGCACCCAAACACAAAAUGACAUUCUCACACGACUUUGUUCCUCCCGUAUGUCUAGAACCCCAAGUCAUGAAAGAAGGUCAUGUCCAAGUGCAAAUUCAAGGACUGCCUCCGUCGUCUCUUCCGGCGCGAAAAACAGAUCUUGAAAUUUUGUUUCGUGAGGUGUACAACGAAUUGACGGGAAUGUGCCUAGAUCCUUUCGCCAGAGUGUUGUACGAUGUUGUGAUUGAUGACUGGACCACGAGCUACGCCAACGACACAGACUACUUGAUCCUGGAGAGCAACUAUUCAACGCCAGAGGAAAGGAAAGCCGUCAUUGAAGCAAGUGUCACAAGCACAAAGUGGACCGCUCGUCUGGCUUGCGAAGGGUGUCCAGAUCACGAACCACUUUUCGAGUUUGGCGACAUGUCGGACUUUACAUUCCCUGAACAACGCCAUCUUGUUGCCUCGAAGCAAGUUAUCAUCAGCAAAAACAUUCUGGCGUCUGCCGGAAGAUAUCUUCAAACCAUUGCGCGUGGUUCACGCGUGUCCCUGAACAACUUUAAUGAUUUCUUCCCAUUGUUCGGAACUACUUUUGGCAAUAACAUUGAACCAGUAUUGAGCGGACGGGUUGUUCAAGACAGUUUUGGCAGUUUCGUCUAUCAGCAAGCCCCACCAGACUCACAGAACACAACCGAUAUUCAAGUCAUAUAUGCUUGCACCAGUUCAGUUCUUAGCCAAGACGCCAAUACAACGAAUUCGGCCAUUGUCGCGGAGAUCGGUGUCCAUGACUUUGAGAAAUUUGAAGGGGUUGUUCUUGAGCACAAUGGAACCAUUAGAUCGCCCUUCAUCUCGGAAGAAUUGUGGGCUUUUGAAGAAGCCGUUCUAAAUUGUGUCAACUCUGGGACAGAGCGAAAGCCACGCAAGUUUUGCGAUACAGUUCGACAGAGCGUCGCCUACACUCCAAAGACGUUAACAGACUGUGUAGCCAGCCCCAACCAGAUGACUUGCCAAGAAAUCCUGCCACCAUUGAUUGAACUUCUCUAUGAAAAAGAUCCAGAAGUUCACGACGACAUCUCCAAACAGGCAGACACUGAAAGUUUCGACAGUGGAGAUGGAGAGUCAACCUCACAAGGAGAAAAGGGUUCAGAUGUGGGAUUGAAGUCUGAGCCAGUUGUCUCCACUGGAAGCUUCUCCGGGGCUUCCUUGGAUGGUGUCAGUGGCUUCUCUACUCAAGGAACCUCCGCCUCCAGCGUCGGGACAGGCGAUUCUGUUGCUGGAAACCCAGGUAGCACUGGUGGAAUGCCUGGUGGUGCAAUAACAACUGGGGGAUCAAGUACUGGCACAGCUUCAGCAUCCAUUGAAUCAAAUCAGGGUCCCCCCAGCCCCUCACCAGGCAAAGACAAUGGUAGCUUUGGAUCCGCCAGUGUCUCCCUCGCAAACGGCGAAGAACCAGGAUACGCAUCCGCAGCUGCCAAGGGAUCAGACGCUGCCACAGGCGUGGGAUCAGCACCAGUGGACGGUGAUACAAGCACUGGAUCGGAAUCCAUGUCAAUUGUGACUGACGAUCAAUCAGGUAGUUCAAUGUUGGGAGAUGGCGGAAGCACAGGUUCGGCAUCAGUAUCAUUGGACAUUGGUGAAGUACAUGGUGAGCCAUCCUCUGUAACAGCCGGCGAUGAGAUCAAUCCUUCCAAUCCAGAACUCAGUCCUACAGAGGAUGCAGCAGGCAGCACCGUAGUUUUUGAAACUGGCGGAAGCACCAUUGCCAGCCAAGCACCAGGGGUACCGACUGCGAUCCCUGGCGGGAAUUCAGAUGCAGCUUCACCUGUCCCUUUGGUCGCUGGAGGGGACUGGAAUCCAACAACCCUCACUGCAGUCCCUGCCAUGCCAUCUGCACUCUCCAAUGAAAUUGCCACAGGCAAUCCUGGGGGGACAACACAAUCGCAUGAUAGCACGGGCGGAGGCACAACUGGUGGGACAACACCACAGGAUAGCACAGGCGGAAUCACACCUGGAGGGACAACACCAUCAAUGGAUAGCACAGGUGGAGGCAUACCUCCGACACCAGCACAAGAUACAAGCAACACAUUGUACCCUCUGGAAACCUCAAACUCAGCCAGUCCUUUGUCAGGAGCAAAUGCAACGAAAGCUGCCAUACCAACGUCAACUCUUCAAGGCCCCAAUCCAGGGACUCCGUCUGCUUUAUUGAAUUCUGGCAGCACGAGUCCAGCAACAGCUCUGACACCUUCCCUGAAAGGUCCAAGUCCACCUAGUUCAUCUGGAGUGAUCCUGGAAACAUCAAGCAAUGCCAGCAUAUCAUCUGGAACUAUAGACAUGGCACAAACUCCAUCAGCGUCAUCAACUCCAAACCCUCAAACCGGAAUGGUGGCAUCUCCAUCAAGUUUGUCUAAUCCAAGCAGUUCCAGUUCUAUUGCAGCACAAAAUGUCGGUGCUCCAUCAACAUCAAUACCUCAUGCACCAACCUUUCAUGCCGGUAGUGCAGUUCCCAUGCCAACAUCUUCAAAUGUAGCUGGCAGUCCAUCAACAUCAACAGGAAAAGCGCCAAUGACCCCAAUGACCCCAGGGACUCAAUUGAUACCAUUGGGCACUCCUCAUACUGUUGACACCAGCGUGACAACAAAGAGCAGUGUCAGUAUUCCAUCAGCAUCAGCUAUUAGUGCUUCACCUGAAGUUAGGGUGAGUACAGCUACUACAGGAUCCAGCACUCUAACAAACAAUGAUGGCGUAAGCACAGUUUCAGUUUCAGUGAAUUUAGGCAAUGAUGACACCAACACUGAUACAGUUGCAGUUUCAAGUGCUGAUACAGUUGCUGUUUCAAGUGCAGCUCAAGGUAGUCCAGCACCCUUGAACAAUCCAGGUUCAGGAAGUUCAGGUUCUACCUCUGCCACUGUUGGUGGCAACCCGGUGUCAAGUGGAAUAACUUCUACAGCUACUCCAGGAUCAAGCACCGUAACAAACAAUGAUGGCGUAAGCACUGUUUCAGUUUCAGUGAAUUUAGGCACUGAUGACGCCAACACUGAUACAGUUGCGGUUUCAAAUGAUGCUCCAGGUAGUCCAGCACCCUUGAACAAUCCUGGUUCAGGAAGUUCAGGUUCUACCUCUGCCACUGUUGGUGGCAACCCUGUGUCAAGUGGAAUAUCUUCAGCCAACAAUGGUAGCCCAGUGUCAAGUGGGAUAUCUUCCACGUCAACACCUGGGGGAGGUGAAUCUUCAGGGAUUGAAUUUGUCAGUACCGGCACAACGAGCAUCACCUUGAAACCAGCGCAAAUUGGUGGUUUGGGUUCAAGGCCAACACUUCAGCCAACAGUACAACCUACUGCACAUCCAACAGUAGAACCUACAGAACAACCUACAGUAGAACCUACAGCGCAGCCAACCUUUCAACCAACCCUUGAACCAUCAGAGGAAGUCACGGAGGAGACUACAGAAGCCCCAAGCCAAGACACGACACAGGAGGCGACAGCAGUUGCAACCCAGGCUUCCACAGUGGCUCCCAGUCAAGAGACAUCAUCUGAAGCAACCCAGGAGAUUACAGAAGCUCCAAGCCAAGACACAACACAGGAGGCCACAGCAGCUCUGAGCCAAGAGGCAACAUCAGAAGCAACCCAGGAAUCCACUGAAACCCAAAGUGGGGGGGGGACCCAAGCACCAACACAAGCAUCAGCCCAAGGCAGUCAGGAACUUUCAACUCAGGCUCCAACCGAAAAGGGAUUGGUGGACACCACUCAAGUCCCCAGUCUGAAUGGUACACAAGAAUGGACACAGGCACCAAGCCACGAGUCAACACAGGAAAGCACUCAGGAAUUUACUCGAGAGGGGACACAGCAAGGCACCAUGGAUUCGAGCCAGGCGACCACGCAAACUCCAAGUCUGGAGGCAACAGAUGAAGCCACACAAGCACCGAGUAUUCAAGCUACAGAUGAGAGCACAGAAGCGUCAACAUCAGAAACCUCUCAAUCAGCAACAGAAGAGGAAACGCAAGAGACCACCAAGGGACCAAGUGAAAAUCCUACAGUGAACCCCACUCUGGUGUCUUCUUAUCCGACCCUUAGGCCAACUGCAUGUCUCAUGGAAACAGUGGAGAAAACUGUUUUGAUGGACUUCAGUGGUGAUCUGUCAUUGAUUACAAACUCUGAUCUGACUAGACUAUUUGAAAUCGCCUUCACAUCACUGGAGCACCCCGGAUGCCAACCAAAGCUUAUUUCCGUUGCUGUAUCAUCGCGUUCAGCUCGCCGGAAUCUACAAGUUCUGAAUGUAACCUCAACUGUCCAAUUUUUUGUCACCACUAACCAAACUCGAUAUACAACCCAAAUUACCUCUGCCAUGCAUAAGCAAUCUUUCCUUGCUUCAUACAAUAUGGCAUUAACAAAUGAUCAAGUACAAGCUGUUGAUGUGUAUGAAGAAAAAGCCCAAACCACUCAAAUCCCAUCAUCUAAAGCAACUGGAAGCCCAAGUGACAUCCCAACUACACUGUCUCCGACAACCCUUGGUCCGACAACCGUGAGUCCGAGCACCACAGUUCCCUCCACUCAGAGCCCAAGCACAGGCAGUCCCUCCACCGAGAGUCCGAGCACUGGAAUCCCAACUACCUUGUCACCGAGCACCGGGGUCCCAACAACGGCCAGCCCCGGCUCCGGCGUCCCAACGACGGAUGCCCCGAGCACCGCGGGUCCGACAACGGAUAGCCCCACCACGCUGAGCCCCAGCACCUCCGGUCCGACCACUUUGAGCCCCAGCACGUGA
Molecule: messenger RNA, 6710 nt
Organism: Seminavis robusta
Lineage: Eukaryota; Bacillariophyta; Bacillariophyceae; Naviculales; Naviculaceae
Source: the annotation of a GenBank genome assembly